This is a messenger RNA of Lagopus leucura (white-tailed ptarmigan), 840 nucleotides long. It is a transcript of the gene STYX, whose product is annotated as serine/threonine/tyrosine interacting protein. The record is from RefSeq and is a predicted model, not a curated record. The transcript has 7 exons. The annotation marks the transcript as partial. Gene Ontology annotation, molecular function: F-box domain binding; protein tyrosine/serine/threonine phosphatase activity. Gene Ontology annotation, biological process: negative regulation of protein binding; regulation of ERK1 and ERK2 cascade; negative regulation of SCF-dependent proteasomal ubiquitin-dependent catabolic process. Gene Ontology annotation, cellular component: nucleoplasm; cytoplasm. Lineage: Eukaryota; Metazoa; Chordata; Aves; Galliformes; Phasianidae.
AUAGGGGAGCUGCUCCAGCCCUCCAUAGAAUGGCUUGAGUUGGAAGGGACCUCGAGGAUCAAAGUCUUGUCUCCAUGAGUGUUGUAGCAGAUGGUUGCUGGAGCUACAUAUUGCAGCUUUGCUUUUUAACUUGAAUUCUGGGGCUGGUAGUAAUCAAACUGGAAUUUAUUCCGAAUGAAGGACUGAAUUCCUGUUCCACAAGAAGAUCCUCUGCAUGCAGAUCAUGUUGCUUUUAUUUUUGCCAAACCGACUUUGUCCCCUUGUCCCAUGGGAGGUGUGGCUGGGUGAUGUCCCUCCCUAACAUCUCAGUUAUUUGUUUCCCUGCCCGUGGUCUGAGUGCAGUGCAGUGUGUUAUUUCAAAUCCUGUUGCCUUGAUAUUAAAUGUCUGUUUUCUGCUCCCCCCCUUAGGAAAUUUUACCUGGGUUAUUUUUAGGCCCAUACUCUUCAGCUAUGAAAAGCAAGCUACCUAUACUUCAGAAGCAUGGAAUAACCCAUGUAAUAUGCAUACGGCAAAACAUCGAAGCCAAUUUUAUUAAACCAAACUUCCAGCAGCUAUUUAGGUAUUUAGUCCUGGAUAUUGCAGAUAAUCCAGUUGAGAAUAUAAUACGAUUUUUCCCUAUGACUAAAGAAUUUAUUGAUGGAAGUUUACAAAGUGGAGGAAAAGUUCUUGUCCAUGGAAACGCAGGGAUUUCUAGAAGUGCUGCCUUAGUUAUUGCAUACAUAAUGGAAACGUUUGGCGUCAAGUACAGGGAUGCGUUUACUUACGUUCAAGAAAGAAGGUUCUGUAUUAAUCCUAAUGCUGGAUUUGUCCAUCAACUUCAGGUGAUGCUUUGUUCUUAU